Messenger RNA from Saccoglossus kowalevskii, 1598 nucleotides. RefSeq names its product long-chain fatty acid transport protein 2-like. The record is from RefSeq and is a predicted model, not a curated record. Lineage: Eukaryota; Metazoa; Hemichordata; Enteropneusta; Harrimaniidae. Gene Ontology annotation, molecular function: long-chain fatty acid-CoA ligase activity; long-chain fatty acid transmembrane transporter activity. Gene Ontology annotation, biological process: long-chain fatty acid metabolic process; long-chain fatty acid import into cell. Gene Ontology annotation, cellular component: plasma membrane; endoplasmic reticulum membrane.
AUCAUCAACUUUUGCAAGCCGUUACAGACAUUGAACAUGAGCUUCGUGCUGAUGGAGUUAGUGUGUGGGUGUACGGUACUAACGGUAACAAUAUUUCAUCUGGGUUCCUAUCCAUGAAUGACAAGAUGAACAUCGCCAGUGAUGAAACGCCGUCUUUGCAAUAUCGAUCUGGUGUCACAUUUCAAGACUCUGCAGCUUACAUAUAUACUUCCGGUACUACAGGUCUUCCAAAAGCAGCUCGUUUAUCUCACUAUAAACUAUUAGCUGGAGGACAUAUAUUAUCUUACUUUCAACUAAGUUCACAAGAUGUUAUCUAUUUGACAAUGCCUCUGUAUCAUAUUUCGGCGCUCUUCAUAGGUCUCGCCAACGCAAUAACUGCUGGUUCCACUGUUGUCCUCAGAAAUAAAUUUUCUGCAACCAAUUUUUGGGACGACUGUCGUCAACACAACGUCACUGUUAUCAUAUAUAUAGGAGAGCUAUUUCGUUAUCUACUAGCAAGGCCAAAGCAACCAAACGAUACAGAUAACAAAGUACGCCUUGCAGUUGGCAAUGGCCUUGGCGCAGAUAUAUGGAAUGAGGUCAAAGAGAGAUACAGUAUCCCACAGAUAGUAGAGACGUAUGGUGCCACUGAGGGAAACUUUGGCAUGAUGAAUGUUGAUAACAAACUGGGGUCGACUGGAUGUUGGUCAACACUACUCAGGAUUCUGUGUCCAAUCGAGUUAGUUAAGUACGAGUAUGAAACAGCUCAACCCGAGCGAGAUGAAAACGGCAGGUGCAUUAAAGUGAAAACAGGUGAGGUAGGUUUACUCAUUUGUCCAGUCACUAAGAUGUUCCCAUUAGAAGGUUAUGUCGGCAAUAAAGAUUUAAUGCAAAAGAAAAUAUUGAAUAACGUGUUUGUGGAAGGUGAUCUAUACUAUAAUACUGGCGACUUAUUUGUACAAGAUAAUGAACACUUCUUCUACUUUAAAGAUCGAUUGGGAGACACAUUCAGGUGGAAAGGGGAGAAUGUAGCAACAACUGAAGUCUCCCAAGUUUUCAGUGAAUUCCCUGGAAUCGAAGAAGCGUGCGUGUAUGGAGUUACUGUUACCGGACAUUACGGGAAAGCUGGGAUGGCAGCAAUAUGUCACUCUGAUCGUCACGUGAUUGACUACAGCGCACUCUACAGACUGAUUACACACCGUUUACCCAACUAUGCCUGCCCGAGAUUCCUACGCGUGGUGACAGCAUUACCUCAUACAAGUACAUUUAAACAGAAAAAGACCAAUUUGUUACAGGAAGGAUUUGACCCCAAUCUAAUACCAGAUCCUAUGUACUUCAUGGACAGCCGUGCAGACACCUACUCACCGCUCACGACAACUAUGUAUUCGAAUAUUGUCAAUGGUACUAUUAGAAUAUGAUUCGUUUAUAUAACAUUCAGAAAAGUCACAUGGUGAAGGGGAUUGUGUAGUAUUAUUAUUUCCACGAUUUUUAAAUUCACUGCUAACUUUGUUAAAGGAUGUCGCGCCGCGUCCUGUUCGAUAUGCGGCGUAUACAACGAGUGUAAAAUACCUUGAUUGUUUACAUGAAAUACGAACACGCGCUGCACGACGACCUGUAGC